Molecule: messenger RNA, 3921 nt
Organism: Drosophila busckii
Lineage: Eukaryota; Metazoa; Arthropoda; Insecta; Diptera; Drosophilidae
Product: multidrug resistance-associated protein 4
Exons: 6
Coding region: 1-3921 (1306 amino acids)
Biological process (GO): transmembrane transport
Cellular component (GO): membrane
Molecular function (GO): ATP hydrolysis activity; ABC-type transporter activity; ATP binding
Source: RefSeq, a predicted model, not a curated record
AUGAAUCGUACGCGAAAAAAGGUAAUACGCGCCAAAAAUCCGUAUACAGACGCGAAUUUAUUUUCCCGCUGGAGCUUCUGGUGGACACGAGAUCUGUUUAAACGCGGACUGGAAGCACCACUGACCGAAGAGGAUCUGUACCAGAAUAGAAAAACACUGGACAGCGAGCGAUUAACCAAACAGUUUAGCACUUUGUGGAAUGAUGAGCUUAAGCGCAGUAAUCCCAGCGUAGUACGUGUGCUUUGGCGUGCUUACGGCAGCUUUUGUUUGACACUUAGUGCAAUUUUAACCACACUGGACUCCCUCAGCAAAUGUGGAGUACCAAUAUUUCUCAGCGGACUGUUGGGUUAUUUUGUCAAGAACCAAACAACCACAAGUCAAUCCGAUGCUUAUCUGUAUGCUAGCGCCUUGACUGCCUGCUUACUGUGGCCUUCCUUAACGCUACAUUCAUAUAUGUUUUAUGUGUUCCAAGUGGGCUGCAAAAUGCGUUUGGGCUUGUCGGGUCUCCUCUAUCGCAAAUGCCUGCAAAUGAGCAGCAGAAAUGAUGCCAUGCGUGCUCGAGCGCUUAACAUACUAUCCAUAGAUCUGGGACGACUGGAUUUUAUGAUACGCAGUCUACGCGAUCUCUGGCGAGGACCUGUUGAAGCAAUCAUUAUAAGCUACUUGCUUUGCAGCCAGCUGGGAGUAGCUCCUGUUGUGGGCAUAGUGUUAAUGCUGAGCUUUACACCGCUGCAGGCUUGGUCGGCCAAGAAGUCUGCUCAAUAUCGACGUCGUGCCGCCGAACGCACAGACUUGCGUUUGAAGCUCAUGAACGAGAUUAUACAAAGCAUGCAGUUGAUUAAGAUGUAUGCGUGGGAGCUGUCCUUUGCGCGCUUGGUGCAUGCUGCACGUCACAAGGAGCUGCAAGCCAUGCGCGCCAUUUAUAUUAUACAAUCUAUACUUAGAUCCAUAUCAAUACUUGCGCCCAUGUGUGUGUUUCUAACACUCAGCACGCAUAUAUAUCUGGGCAAUGCGCUGACGGCGGAGAAGCUUUACAUGGUCAGUAUAUACUUUCAUUUGAUGAAGGAAACAUUGGUGUACUUUUGGCCCUUGGGCUUAAUAUAUGCGUCCGAUGUGCGAGUCUCCCUGCGCCGCUGCCAGGAAUUUCUGCUAGCAGACGAACAAAGAAGCGACAGCCAAGGCGAGGAAGCGAAGACGCUGUUAAAGCAACAGCUUAAGCAUCCACAGCGACUGCGUGAGUAUCAACCACUAGCUGCGGAGAAAUUGGUGCAACUGAAGCAAGUGAGUGCAUCUUGGGCCAAUGGCAGCAGUGCCAUUAAUAAUUUAAGCCUGGAUAUAGCGCAUAAAGGACUAACAGCCAUUGUGGGCAGUGUGGGCGCCGGCAAGAGUAGUUUGUUGCAGUUGCUGCUAGGUGAGCUGGCGCUGGAUGAGGGCGAGGCUUUGGUGCAGGGCAAAGUGUCCUAUGCAGCGCAAGAGCCUUGGGUCUUUGAGGGCACAAUACGCGACAACAUUGUAUUUGUGGAGCGGUACAGCGAGCGUCGCUACAAAAAGGUGCUUGCAGCUUGUGCGCUUGAAAAGGAUUUGGAGCUGUUGCCUGGCGGUGAUUUAACUAUUGUGGGUGAGCGUGGCGUCAGUCUAAGCGGUGGACAAAAGGCGCGCGUAAGUUUAGCGCGUGCGGUUUACACUCAAGCGGAUAUUUAUUUGCUGGACGAUCCCCUUUCAGCUGUGGACGCGCAUGUGGGCAAGCACAUCUUUGAGCGCUGCAUACGUCAGCUGCUGGGAAAUAAAAUCUGCAUAUUGGUCACACAUCAGCUGCAGUAUUUGCACAACGUGCAACAUGUAGUACUCCUGAGCGCUGGUCAAGCGCUAGCCCAAGGCAGCUACAAGGAGUUGCAUGCGCAGGACUUGAAGUUCUUGCAACACAAUGCCAACGAUUUGGAUGCGCAUAGCAUUAGCAGUCAGCUGUCCUUCGAGGAUAUGGAGCAAAGCUUGGAGCAUCAAGAGUUGCUGCGCUCACACGAGAAUGUAGCAGAGGCCAGUCAGGAGCAGCAGUCCAUAGGCGCUGUCAAGUUUGGCGUUUUUGCUGCAUACUUCAAGGCGUUGGAAAGCAAGUUGCUGCUAACAUGUGUUGCUGCGCUUUUCAUUGGCUCUAGAAUUAUGCUCACAGGCGUGGAGUACUUCCUAGCGCGCUGGGUUAACUGGGAGGAGGAACUCAGCUUGAACGCCAGCAGCAGCAACAGCACGCUCCUUAGUCCAGAUGUUAAAGCUGCACACAUACAGAUGAUCAGCUUCUACGCCAUUAUAAUUGGCUGCUCGUUUUUUGUUUUCCUCGUACGCACUUUUAGCCACUUUGGCAUGUGCCUUAGAAUCUCAUUGCGUUUGCACGAUCGCCUCUUUCGUGGCAUUACGCGCGCCACUAUGCGUUUCUUCAAUACCAAUUCCUCAGGUCGUAUUCUAAACCGUUUCUCCAAGGACAUUAGCUCUGUGGAUAGUGAGAUACCAACUACGCUUUUCGAUUGCACUAAUCUCGGCAUCAAUGCCUUGGGUGCGCUUAUUAUUGGCGUCAUAUCCAAUUACUGGUUGCUGUUGCCCACGUUCAUAUUGAUUACGGUUUUGUUAUCACUACGUUACGUCUGCUUGAGUAGCAUGCGUAGCGCUAAGCGACUCGUCGCCACAACUCGCAGUCCCGUCUUUUCGCUUACAACUCAAACAUUCCAGGGUAUAACCACAAUACGUGCUCUUGGCGCACAGAAUACAUUGGAGCAAGAGUUUCAUGAACAUCAGAAUACCAACACCUCGGCCUGGUUUCACUUUAUAGCCAGCUCACGAGCCUUUUGCCUUUGGACAUCCCUACUAACUUUUGUUUAUCUGGCAGCACUCAUCUUUAGCUUUCUGUUGGUGGGUAACGAGCACAGCAGCGGCAUUGUUGGUCUGGCCAUUAUGCACGCCGUCAUCAUGGCUGACUUUUUACCGUGGCUGUUGCAACAGUCCGCCGAACUAGAGAAUCAAAUGAUUAGCGUUGAGCGUGUGAUUGAGUAUACGCAUCAGCCAACGGAGCCGCCAUUGGAUACACCAGCAAAAUUGCAGUUGUCAGCUGAGUGGCCUGCCAAGGGUCAAAUUGAGUUUAAGCAGUUAAAUAUGAGCUAUGCCACCAAGGAGCCGCUUGUGCUGCGUAAUCUUAGCUUUACCAUUGCACCAUGCGAGAAGCUUGGUAUUGUUGGACGCACUGGAGCUGGCAAGUCCUCGAUUAUACAGUCCUUAUUUCGGCUGGCCUGCAAUGACGGCCUGAUAUGUAUUGAUAAUGUGAAUAUCGAAGAUGUUGGCUUACAUGAUCUGCGCAGUCGCAUUUCUAUUAUACCACAAGAUCCUGUGCUCUUCUCUGGCACACUGCGUUAUAAUCUCGAUCCUUUGGGAGAGCGCACCGAUGCGCAGAUGUGGAAGGCAUUGGAUGAUGUUGAGCUGCGUGCUUAUGUUGCUGCUCUUAAAGAUGGACUCGACUGCCAGCUACAGGAUGGCGGCUCUAACUUUAGUGUCGGCCAACGUCAGCUGGUUUGUCUAGCUCGUGCCAUUCUACGCAACAAUCGCAUACUUAUUUUGGACGAGGCCACGGCCAAUGUGGAUCCUGAAACGGACAUGCUUAUACAGCAAACAAUUCGCAGCAAGUUUGCCAAUUGCACAGUGCUCACCAUUGCGCAUCGUUUACAUACAGUUAUGGACUCGGAUCGGGUGCUAGUUGUGGAUGCUGGUGAGGCAUGCGAGCUGGGUCAUCCCUAUGAGCUGUUGCAACAAACUGGUGGCCAUCUUCGCCAAUUGGUGGACCAGACGGGUGCCACUACAGCUUUAAUGCUUGAAGAAGUUGCUAAGGAGAGCUACUUUACGAACAAAAGUGAAUCAGAGGAGCAGAAAUCAAAGAAUUCUUAA